Molecule: messenger RNA, 649 nt
Organism: Bipolaris sorokiniana ND90Pr
Lineage: Eukaryota; Fungi; Ascomycota; Dothideomycetes; Pleosporales; Pleosporaceae
Exons: 3
Coding region: 64-468 (134 amino acids)
Cellular component (GO): cytoplasm; nucleus
Molecular function (GO): protein tyrosine phosphatase activity
Source: RefSeq, a predicted model, not a curated record
CUCAUCCUGGCGCACAUUUUCAGAGCUUUACCAAUACUUUCACGCUCGCCACUUCUAGUGACAAUGGCUAUAGCAAACUCUGCAUCUUCACCGGCGCCAUGGCAUGCUGCGUACCCAGCACCCAGGAACUCACAGCCGGAAGCUAUCCGUCGAGAAGACGUAUUGGAGAUAAUGAAGCUUGGGCAAAAUAAGGCUGGUAAAGAUUAUGUGCUGGUAGAUUUACGCCGCAACGAUCAUGAGGGUGGGACUAUCCACGGCUCGAUCAAUCUUCCCGCGCAGAACUUAUACCCUACCAUACCUACUUUGUACGCUAUUUUCAAAGCUGCUGGCCUGAGUAAAAUCAUCUGGUAUUGCUCAUCUUCUAAAGGACGGGGCACCCGAGCUGCCAGCUGGUUCGCUGAUUAUAUCGAGGACCAGAAAGAUGAACAGAUGCAGAGUCUAGUGCUGGUCGAGGGUAUCAAGGGAUAGGCAAAAUCCGGUGGGGAGUAUGCGCAGUGCAUGGACGAGUAUGACGACGAGUUCUGGGCGAAGGCCUGAGGGUCUUAAGCCACGUGGGUGGCUAUGGCCAAUGGGAGUGCAGUAUGAGUGCAACUGGUGUCUCAAAACGUUUAGAUGGUUAGUGGAAUUUGAACCGCGUUCGACAAGGCUG